AAUUAAAAUAAAAAACUUAACAAAAGCUAUAUAGUUUAAGGAACUGUAUCACAAAGCGAUUUAAAAAUAAAAACUGGUAAAGCCGGUGCUAAGAGCAAUGCUCAAGUGGAAAAGCAGAAGACUCAGACUUGUAUAGCACAGUUUAGAAGAUGAAAGAGACUGAUGAUGACGAAGCCAAACUAAGUUGCAGAGAAGAGGAACAAGAAAAACAAGAAAUAUGGAGUUGGGGGGCUGGAACAGAUGGCCAACUGGGCACGGGCAAUCUCCAAGAUGAGCUAUCCCCUCAACUACUUAAACUCCCUUCUCUCUUCUCCGCUCGACCCAUCUCUCAUCUCGCCUGCGGCGGCGCUCAUGUCAUCGCUUUGACCUCCGAGGGAAAGGUAUUGACGUGGGGAAGAGGAGCAUCUGGUCAGUUAGGCCAUGGAGAUAUGUUGAAUAACCCAAAUCCCAAGCUUGUUAAUAUAUUGGAAUCAUAUUGUAUAACCCAUGUUUCUGCUGGGUGGAACCACUCUGGUUUCGUUUCAGAUUGUGGGUCUGUUUUUACAUGUGGGGAUGGUUCGUUUGGUCAGCUUGGACAUGGUGAUUAUAAAUCAUAUUGCUCACCGAUUAAACUUUCCUAUUUUGUUAAUAACCAUGUUGAACAGAUGGCAUGUGGCAUGCGCCAUUCACUUGUCUUAUUGAAAUUUCAACAAGGUCAUUCUGGAGAUCAGAUUUAUGCAUUUGGGUCUGGGAAACGUGGUCAACUUGGUAUUUCGAAGGACAAAGUCAAGUCAGUUAGUCUUCCUGAAGUUACUUGUGGAUUAGACGGUAUCAAUAUUGUAAGCAUAGCUGCGAAUGGAGACCAUAGUGCAGCAUUAUCCAAUGAUGGGAAGUUAUACACUUGGGGAAGAGGAUUUCAGGGUAAGUCUGAUGCUUACUAUCCGGAGCAUUUAACCACAUCAUUCUGCAGUACCAAAGCCACUCUUGGAUGGAAUCAUGCACUUCUGUUAACUGGUAAUGGAGAAGCUUGUAUUCUUGGUGGGAACCGGCAUGGGGUGCUCAGUCGUCCAGAUAAAGUGAGUGCAUUGGAGAACAUGCAAGAUUCAAAUGACCUUCUAGAGGAAGUCCCUGGUCUAGAUGGUGAAAAAGUUGUAGAUAUUGCAGCCGGAUCUGAACACUCUGCUCUUAUAACAGAGAAAGGAGUUGUUAAAACAUGGGGUUGGGGUGAACAUGGUCAGCUUGGCUUGGGAAACACAGUUGAUCAAACCAGCCCUCAACCAGUAACUCUUUACAAUGAGGUUCCAACUGAAGCCGUGACUAGCAAGGUCUACUGUGGAAGUGGGUUUACUAUUGUCAUAAGAACUAAAGAUGCUCCUCUUCCUCCCAGAUGUAAAUGAGUAUCAACCAUGGCAAGUUACUAGAUAUUCUUAAAAGAUCGUCUCACUUACUGGAAGAGUCGAAGAUUUCUUCACACCCAUCCGCAUAGUUUUUUAUUUUAGGAUAUCAUUGUAUGUAACAUUAUCUAUUAUGAUUUUGAAUAACUUAGGGCCUCUUAAUCUGAAAAUAAAUAGAAAUUGUUGUUCA
Messenger RNA from Cannabis sativa, 1563 nucleotides. RefSeq names its product ultraviolet-B receptor UVR8. The transcript is spliced from 8 exons. Lineage: Eukaryota; Viridiplantae; Streptophyta; Magnoliopsida; Rosales; Cannabaceae. Bases 150 to 1376 code for a protein of 408 amino acids. The record is from RefSeq and is a predicted model, not a curated record.